AUGGAAAUCAUUACGGAGAGGUUCUACUGGAACCUUUUCCGUUCAUCAACUCCUGUUUCAAGCCCGAUCAUCCCUACUGGUGAAGCUCCACCACGGAUUCUCCAUUCGGAAGUACGAGUCGCUAUUAAGAACAUGAAACCUUGUACAGCCCCCGGACCUGAUUUUAUAUCAGCAGACUUUCUUCGGGCUGGUGGCCAUCCACUUCAUGUAAUCUUAGCAGCGCACAUGACAUCCUACCUUCAGAAAGAAAAGAUCCCAAACCAGUGGAAGACCUCGCGAACCGUUCUCAUCCAAAAGAAAGGUGACCGAGAGGACCUUCGGAACUACCGUCCGAUAUGCUUGCUGAGCAUGUCAUACAAAGUAUUCACCAAGAUGAUCUUCACGCGUAUAUCUAAGACCGAAGAUCCGGAUGAAGUCCAGCCUUAA
Necator americanus (New World hookworm) is the source of this 426-nucleotide messenger RNA. RefSeq lists its product as uncharacterized. NCBI's taxonomy places the organism in Eukaryota, Metazoa, Nematoda, Chromadorea, Rhabditida, Ancylostomatidae. The coding region runs from base 1 to 426 and encodes 141 amino acids. The transcript has a single exon. The record is from RefSeq and is a predicted model, not a curated record.